This is a messenger RNA of Momordica charantia (bitter melon), 2568 nucleotides long. Its product is annotated as Leucine-rich repeat (LRR) family protein. The record is from RefSeq and is a predicted model, not a curated record. Gene Ontology annotation, molecular function: protein binding. NCBI's taxonomy places the organism in Eukaryota, Viridiplantae, Streptophyta, Magnoliopsida, Cucurbitales, Cucurbitaceae.
ACUGUGAGAUUUGAUAUUUCUUCAAAGAAAGGAAUUUGAAUACAGUGCGCUCCAACUUUCAAAUACAAUUGGGAUCCUUGUGAUCAAACGGCUAUAAACUGAAUUUAAAAAAAAAAAAACUCUGCAUGUGAAUCUCUUUAAUCUUAUGAUUCAAAUUUACAUUACAAAUUCUCACUCUUUCGCUUUCUCCAAAAAGCACUUCUUCUUCUUCUUCUUCUCCAUCUUCUGCUUUUGCUCUCUCUAUAAAUACUUCCUCCAUUCUCUCCUCUUUUUGAAGCCUUGCAAAAUUUUAUCAACAACAGCCUUCUUUUUCAUCAUUAUUCCUUCAUGUCUACGUGAAAGAAUAGAAUAAAAAUCCUUGUCUGUCCAUCACUUUUUCCACUUUUUUUUCGGUUUUGUUUUUCUUUUUGCCCCCUUCUUUCUCCGGUUGAUUUUCUGCACAAUUGUCGGAUCUGAUUGACACCCAUCUCCCCAAAAUGCAGUUUCUGAAAUGGGUUUUGCUUUUUCUCUGGUUGUGUGAUGUGUUGUUGGCCGUGUCGGUUGCGGAGACGGGGACGGGGGUGGCGGCCCCGGUUUGUGCAGGGGAAGAUAGAGCUGCAUUGAUGAGCUUCAAGGCCAGAAUUGUGCAGGACACGACGGAUAUUCUGGCAUCGUGGACGGGGAGGGACUGCUGCAGCGGCGAUUGGGAAGGGGUCGAGUGCGGCGUGAUGGGGAGAGUGACGAGCUUGCAGCUGCAGAGGCCAGGGAAGAACAGUGAGCUGUUCAUGAAGGGAACUCUUUCUUCUGCUCUUGGUAACCUGCAUUUUCUUGAGGUAAUUGUGAUAAGUGGAAUGAAGCAUAUCAGUGGCUCAAUUCCUGAGAGUUUCACAGCUCUGUCUCGUCUGACCCAACUUGUCCUAGAAGACAAUGCCCUUGGAGGGACCAUCCCUUCAGGUUUAGGUCACCUGCCCUCUCUCCAGAUCCUCUCUUUGAGUGGCAACCAUUUGAGUGGCCAGGUUCCACCCACCAUAGGGAACCUUAUGAACCUUCUCCAGCUAAAUUUAGGAAGAAAUUCACUUUCUGGUCCAAUCCCACAAACUUUCAGAACCUUCCCCACUUUACAGUACUUUGAUCUCAGCUUCAACAAGCUCUCUGGUGCCCUCCCAGAGCAUGUGGGUCAGUUCAAAAACCUCACUUUCAUUGACCUCUCCAACAACCAAUUUUCAGGGCCAAUUCCCAUCUCCAUUUUCAGCUUGCCCAAGCUUUUGGACCUAUCAUUAAGCAACAACAGACUCACAGGAAACAUCCCAGUCCAAAUUGAUGGCCUCAAAUCCAUCACUACUCUCUCUCUCAGUGGUAAUCAACUAAGAGGUCACAUACCAGCCUCCAUUUCUAAACUUCAGAAUCUAUGGAACCUAAAUCUAUCAAGAAAUGGGCUAUCAGAUCCAUUGCCAAGCAUUCUUGCAAGCAACAUCCCUUCCCUUUUGGCAAUAGAUCUUUCUUACAACAACUUCAGUUUUGGGAAAGUUCCUGAUUGGAUCAGAAUCAAGCAGCUCUCAGAGGUUCAUCUUGCGGGGUGUGGUCUCAGGGGAUCCCUCCCCACAUUCAGAAGACCUGAUUCUUUAACCUCCAUAGACCUCUCAGACAAUCACUUCUCAGGUGGGAUUUCAAGUUUCUUGACUAACAUGUCAAGCCUCCAAAAACUCAAGCUCUCAAAAAACCAGCUGAGAUUUGAACUCUCAGAACUCAGAUUGCCAAAUGUCCUCUCUUCUCUUGAGCUUCACUCCAAUCAGAUUUCUGGGUCUCUCUCCAACAUCUUGAACAGCAAAACUAGUGGAUUCUUAGAGGUAAUUGAUGUGUCCACCAACCAAAUUACAGGUGCCAUUCCAGAGUUCAGCACUGGCUUGGGUUUGAAGGUCCUCAACAUAUGGGGAAACAAGAUUUCAGGCCACAUUCCGGGCUCAAUUUCAAACCUGGGAGAGCUAAUAAAGUUAGAUAUUUCGAGAAAUCAAAUACAAGGAACAAUCCCCACGAGUGUUGGAGCUCUGGAGAAGCUCCAAUGGCUGGAUCUGUCCAUAAAUUCUCUCACAGGCAAAAUACCAAACACCUUGUUGGCAAUCCAGCGGCUGCGGCACGCCAGCUUCAGAGCGAACAGAUUGUGCGGAGAAAUCCCACAAGGGCGGCCGUUUAAUGUGUUUCCGGCCGCCGCUUACGCCCAUAACCUCUGCCUUUGCGGGACACCAUUGGCACCCUGCAGAAAAACAGAAGAAGAAUGGAAGAAGAAGACGAACCAGUGAAAUCGAAGAACACAAAAGGGUACCCAGAAACGAAAAAUGAGAAAUGGCUGCUAUAUUAUUAGAAUUGUCGCUCAUUUAUCUCCGAUGAGCCCCAUGGCGUGGAGGAGCUAGGGAUCGAGAAUCUUGCUCCUUUAAAAUAGCUAAUAAAUUCCCAUAUUUGUUUUUCUUCUUCUUCUUGUUGAUUUGAUUAUAUAGUUAACUUAUCUUGUUUACUAAGAUUGAUAUCUUAAACUUCUCUUUCCAGGAGAACAUAAAAGAAAAAUGGUUGUUUUUUUUUUUUAAUAUACGAUUG